Messenger RNA from Cantharellus anzutake, 900 nucleotides. RefSeq lists its product as uncharacterized. Lineage: Eukaryota; Fungi; Basidiomycota; Agaricomycetes; Cantharellales; Hydnaceae. Bases 146 to 826 code for a protein of 226 amino acids. The transcript has 3 exons. The record is from RefSeq and is a predicted model, not a curated record.
UGUUAUUGUCUUUUCUGGAACCAUGAAACUGCGCUCCGCAGGGCGCCAGGAACAACCCAUCCAAUCGCUGGCCGUUGAAAAAGUUAUGAGACCGUGACAUUGUAUGUUUGUGAGAGAUACAAACAAUCGAGGGUGGGACAAUUAGAUGGAGGUUCGAUGUGUGAUGUGUGGGUGCGGUUUUGCCAGUGAGACAAGCUUGAUCAGAAAAACUAUAAGCGGGGUACAUAUGCCGCUGAACCACUCGGCGGACGAGGCUUCUCCUGCGCAUAACGAUUUGAGCCCUGAGGCUGUGCUCAUCCAGAGAGCAAUACAUCAACCAUGGGUUCUGGGAUGGUUCAGGACAGGGAUCAGGUACAGCGGUCGAGUAACCUGCGGAGCUCUUGAAUGCAUAGCUCGAUCUGGGGAUACACCUGGCAACCAGCAUAGAUCUUACGCAUCACUCGACACUGUUUAUCUGUAUAAUUCUUCACGCCAUGCACGCAUGUGCUGUGAGGGGAACACUGGGAUGACAUACCGUAUCUAUGUAUGCAUGCGUAUGCGUCGGCGCCGAAUUGGCAGCGUUGUCUUUGGAGAGCAAUUCCCGUCAUCAAUUGCGCAUGCAUUCUCUCCCCUUUGGAUACUCCUCUGGGCGCACCACAUGUGCACUCAACUGUACGCUGCCUGCCUACUCUAUCUUACCUACGAUCUGCUACAGCUUCCCCUUCUCAUGAUGACCGAGCCAAACGCAACAUUGCUCCCAGAUCCGUUUCAGCCACCAUCCAAUAUUCUGAUUUUGCGUCCCGAUAGGAUGAUUAAUGAGGGACUUUAUCGCCGAAGGCGGCACUAACAUGAAAUAGCCUACUUGCGCGCCGAAAGGAACCAUGAAUGGGUCGUUGUUAUCCGCCCCGCUGCACCGGUGAC